GUGAGCACUUAGUAGCGAGCGAGCGAGCAAUAUUUUUGCGCAAAAAACAGAAGAAACUCUGCAAAAAGCCCUAGAAAACCGCAAAUUGAACAACUAUUUGUGUUUUAGCAAUUGAAAUUAAAGCCAAAAACAGGCGACACCACAUUUUAAGUGAAUUUAACUCAAGUUGGUCCAAGAGAAAAGAGAACGAAAAUUUUGUUUGCCUGUGUGUGAGCGAGUGAGCGAAUGCGUGUGUGUGUGUGUGUGAGUGUAGGUGCGUGCGUGCGUCCGUGUGUGUAGAGCUGCCAACUUGUCACAAAAGAAACAGAAAUAAAAAUUGAAUUGUUUGUUUAAAUCGUUUCUGCUCAUUAGAAGAACCAUUUUAAAUAGAUGAACAAAAAUUGUUCAAUAAGUUAAAAUAAAAUGUUAUAUUCCCAUAAGUGACACAACAAUUGAAAUUUUCAACAAGUUGCCAGAGCUUAAGGCGCGCAAAAUCACACACACACAGACACAGCGACAUAGAGUGAGUGAGUGAGAAAGAUAAAAGCAAGCGAACGAGCGAGCGAGAGAGCAACAACAACAAGCAACGUUUUUUAGUGAUGUCAUCAGAAAUCCCUGUUGAAAUUGUAGAAACAUCAACAAGCUGGCCAAAUUGAAACCAAAACGGAAACGGAAGCCACCAAACUGAAGCAUCUGUGUCGGAAGUCGAGGCGAGAGCUGCUCAAAGAAAAUGGACAACAGCAUCGUCGUCGAGGAGAAUGGCAAUUCAUCAUCUGUAUCGAUGCCAUCCGCAGAUCCAAUCCAAUCAGUAGCAGUGGCAGCGGCCUCAGCAGAUUCAGGAGGCGGCCAAUCUCAGCAGCAGCAACAACAACAGAACCAACAAAGUACAACAAAUAACACAAAUAGUGCAUCUAGUGGCGGAGCGGGUGGUGGUGGAGGAGGAGGAACUGCAUCCGUAUUGACCACCACAGCCACUGGCAAUUGCAAUAUACAACAAUAUCCCAUACCAGGACUGGCGCCGCACGGUUUACAGGUACAAUCCGUGAUACAGGCUAAUCACUCGGGUGUCAUACAAACCGCCGCCGGAACGCAACAACAGCAACAGGCGCUGGCCGCCGCCUCCGCGAUGCAUAAGGGCAGCAGUAAUGUUGUCUAUGUAUCCAAACCGGCCAAUUCGACGGUGAUACACACAACCUCCGGCAAUGCAGUGCAAGUGCGUAAUAAUCAAAUCCCUCCAACUUUUCAAUGUAAGAUCAAACCCGAACCGAAUACACAACAACCGGAGGAUAGUGACGAGAGUAUAUCGGAUGAUGAUUCUCAGCAUCAUCGUAGCGAGCUGACACGAAGGCCUUCGUACAAUAAAAUCUUCACCGAGAUCAGUGGACCUGACAUGAGCGGCUCAUCAAUGCAAAUGGGCGACGGUGUCCUUGGCUCCCAACUGGCUAGUGGAGCGGGCGUAGGAGGCGGAAACCCAACCGGCGGAAGUCCACUCCUGCAUAUGGGUCCAGAAUCGGCCUACUAUAUAUCCAAUCGGAUAGCCUACCAAACCAAUAACAGCGGGAUUGCAGAGGAUCAGUCGCGCAAGCGGGAGAUACGUUUGCAAAAGAAUCGGGAAGCGGCACGGGAAUGCCGGCGAAAGAAAAAGGAGUACAUCAAGUGCCUGGAGAAUCGUGUGGCGGUGCUAGAGAACCAAAAUAAAGCGCUUAUCGAAGAGCUUAAAUCGCUCAAGGAGCUCUACUGUCAAACAAAGAAUGAUUGAAGUACACUAAUGAUGAAUAUAAUAAUGACGUCGAUGAUUAUUGUUGUGGCCAUAAUAUUUACGAGACAAGAAAACAAACAAAUUUUUGGGAUUAUUGGUGUUGGACGCUCAACGAUGCAACGCGCGGAAGGACGAUUAAGUAUCGAUUUAUUGAAACUGAUUUGUGUGAUCGAUCGAAUUAGACGAAGAGAAAACCACAUGGAGAAUGUGUAGAUUGUUAACUAUAUAGCGAUAUAUCAGUAGACAACUCUCUCUAUUUCUCUAUGUGUCUCUCGUCUUGAUUCUCCAAGACGAAAUGCAACAGUUUCUAUACGAUACAAUCGCCAUAUCGUUUAACGAUCGUCGAUCAAUAUAGGGAAUGUAGCCGGGAGGACAGCAGAAAGUUAUUCUUAUUCUAACGAUAACGAAUCAAUACUGUACUCAUUACGGCUGCAUUCCUUUGCGAAUGAAUAACAAUAAUCCCUCUCGAUUUCUGUUACUGUUUGGGGCCGCGCAUAUCAACUGAUGGGCUAUAUCCUCUAAUGUUGGUAUAUAUAAA
Drosophila willistoni is the source of this 2276-nucleotide messenger RNA. It is a transcript of the gene CrebB, whose product is annotated as cyclic AMP response element-binding protein B. The coding region runs from base 710 to 1738 and encodes 342 amino acids. NCBI's taxonomy places the organism in Eukaryota, Metazoa, Arthropoda, Insecta, Diptera, Drosophilidae. The transcript is spliced from 6 exons. The record is from RefSeq and is a predicted model, not a curated record. Gene Ontology annotation, molecular function: RNA polymerase II cis-regulatory region sequence-specific DNA binding; DNA-binding transcription factor activity, RNA polymerase II-specific; protein binding. Gene Ontology annotation, cellular component: transcription regulator complex; nucleus. Gene Ontology annotation, biological process: regulation of transcription by RNA polymerase II.